Messenger RNA from Chlorocebus sabaeus (green monkey), 2816 nucleotides. It is a transcript of the gene ZNF3, whose product is annotated as zinc finger protein 3. NCBI's taxonomy places the organism in Eukaryota, Metazoa, Chordata, Mammalia, Primates, Cercopithecidae. The record is from RefSeq and is a predicted model, not a curated record. Gene Ontology annotation, biological process: regulation of transcription by RNA polymerase II. Gene Ontology annotation, molecular function: RNA polymerase II cis-regulatory region sequence-specific DNA binding; DNA-binding transcription activator activity, RNA polymerase II-specific. Gene Ontology annotation, cellular component: nucleus.
UCAAGAACAACCGACCCGGAAGCGAAACGAGGGGGAACUUCCGUUCUUUGUUCUGUCCCCGGUGUGUGGGUCUGUGACAGGGUCCAACAGGGCCUGUUCCGUGUCCGGUCCCCCAAAUCUGUCGUCCCUGUCCCCUAGGCAUUGGCAUCGACAAAGGUCAGAAUUCCCGGGAACUUGAAGAGAGGCUGCUAAAUUCCCAGUAAUUGUUCCUUUGGCCUUCUAGGGACUGACUUCAAAGAAGGAAGGAAAUAAUCAGGCAGUGCUUCCUCAUUCUCCUUCAAAACCUGCUUCCCACUGAGUCUGCACGUAGGAGGCCAGAGAGCACCUUGCCCUUCCAUGGAAACUCAGGCCGAUCUCGUAUCUCAGGAACCUCAGGCCCUGCUUGAGAGUGCUCUUCCUUCAAAAGUUCCUGCCUUUUCCGACAAGGACAGCCUGGGGGAUGAGAUGUUGGCAGCUGCACUCCUAAAGGCCAAGUCCCAGGAGCUGGUAACCUUUGAGGAUGUAGCUGUGUACUUCAUCCGGAAGGAGUGGAAGCGUUUGGAACCUGCUCAGAGGGACCUCUAUAGAGAUGUGAUGCUGGAGAAUUACGGGAAUGUGUUCUCACUGGAUCGUGAGACCAGAACUGAAAAUGAUCAAGAAAUUUCUGAAGACACAAGAUCACAUGGGGUCCUACUGGGAAGAUUUCAGAAGGAUAUUUCUCAGGGUCUCAAGUUUAAAGAAGCCUAUGAACGAGAAGUCAGUCUAAAGAGGCCACUGGGGAACUCCCCCGGAGAAAGAUUGACCAGGAAAAUGCAAGAUUUUGGUCAAGUGACAGUUGAGGAGAAGAUAAGCCCCAUAGGAGAGAGAAGCGAGAAAUAUAAUGACUUUGGGAACAGCUUCACUGUGAAUUCCAACCUUAUCUCACAUCAGAGACUCCCCGUGGGAGACAGACCCCAUAAGUGUGAUGAAUGUAGCAAGAGCUUUAAUCGAACUUCAGACCUUAUUCAACAUCAGAGAAUCCACACCGGGGAAAAGCCCUAUGAAUGUAAUGAGUGUGGGAAGGCCUUCAGCCAGAGCUCACACCUUAUUCAGCAUCAGAGAAUCCACACUGGGGAGAAACCUUAUGAAUGUAGUGAUUGUGGGAAAACCUUCAGCUGUAGCUCUGCCCUCAUUCUGCAUCGGAGGAUCCACACAGAGAAACCCUAUGAAUGUAAUGAGUGGGAAGACCUCAGCUGGAGCUCCACCCUCACCCACCAUCAGAGAAUCCACACUGGUGAGACCUACGCCUGCAAUGAAUGUGGAAGGCUCUUCAGCAGGAGCUCCACCCUUAUUCACCAUCAGAGAAUCCACACUGGAGAAAAACCCUAUGAAUGUAAUGAGUGUGGGAAGGCCUUCAGCCAGAGCUCACACCUCUAUCAGCACCAGAGAAUCCACACUGGAGAGAAGCCCUACGAAUGUAUGGAAUGCGGAGGAAAGUUUACCUACAGUUCAGGCCUUAUUCAGCAUCAAAGAAUCCACACCGGGGAGAACCCCUAUGAAUGUAGCGAGUGUGGGAAAGCCUUCAGGUACAGCUCGGCUCUUGUUCGCCAUCAGAGAAUUCACACUGGAGAGAAGCCUUUGAAUGGGAUGGGCAUGAGCAAAAGCUCCCUCAGAGUUACGACCGAGUUAAAUAUCAGAGAGUCCACGUGAAAGAGCCACACACCCAUUUUCCUCACUUCCCCUGAGUCUCAAGAGCUCUUGCCUUACUCUAUAAAUCUCAACAGCUUAGGAUGUGUCCCUUCCAACUCAGACCUUUCAUUUUAGAGAAUGGGGCAGAUUGGGCAAAUCAGUGAAUUUUACCAGAAACCGCACCAGCCUUGGAAAGCGACAAGGCAAGCGGAUGGUGUGCUGGGAACAGAAAGCAGCUCUGGGACCAGUCACCCCAUUUAGGAAAGGAGUUUGCACUAAACCAUUUUUCUCACAGCAGAGGAACCUUUCCAAGGUGGGGACGGAAGCACAGUCGGGACAGAAUUUGAUGGAUUCCUUUAGUUGGAGUCCACGUAGUCAGCACAGACAGCAGUGGAAAGGACGCUCUGGGUCCUGUUAUUUGCUAGGGAGGGGAAACGGAGACUAUUUCAAAGUUACUGUUCCUAGUCCAGCUUUAAGUUUCAAUAAGGAACAUGCUGUUUUGUUUCAUGAUUUUAUUAAUUAUGGAAAUUUGGCAUUGAGGGAUUAUUUUAUUGAGGGUGGAAGAGAUUCCAGAAACAUCAUCUGUGACGAUGAUGUCCUUUAGGGCUCUUGGAGCAGCCAGACCAUGUUUCCAAGAGAAACCCGGUGAUACUGCUGGCAGACCCCCGCCCUCCCCAGUUGUCCUGGGGCUGAAUGGGCAAAUCUAUCCAAACAGCUAGUAACCAGCUGUGAGGGAGAGGGUCAGAAGCACUUAGCGUUGGCCUCUGAUUCCUGUCCUCUCGUCCUCUUCCCACUCCAGUGAUGAAAAUGAUUUUUCUCUAAAUGCCUGGGUAAGGAUGCUUUCAAUGGGUAAGGAUGCUUUCAAGGAGCUCACUCGGCCUGCCUACCCUGCCCUCUCACCUCUGACCGCUCCUGCCUCCACCUCUGACUCUUCAGCAGCUGAAGAUUAAUGCAGAUAAAGAGCAAAGCCCAAAAGGAGGGGGAAAAAAAGCGAAGCCCAGAGAAGGCAGGCUGUGCCUGAGCCUGAUGGCAGAGCUCGUUGCUGGGUGAGGAUGGCGUUCUCCAAGUAUUCCCAACCGACGGGAUGACCUUCCAUUGUGUUUUCCUAACCCUGCUCAUCCUGUAGCAUAAAUGAAGUGCACUAUUAAACAGAAUAGUUUUUCAGAAGA